Populus trichocarpa (black cottonwood) is the source of this 1080-nucleotide messenger RNA. RefSeq lists its product as uncharacterized. The record is from RefSeq and is a predicted model, not a curated record. The transcript has a single exon. The coding region runs from base 168 to 821 and encodes 217 amino acids. Lineage: Eukaryota; Viridiplantae; Streptophyta; Magnoliopsida; Malpighiales; Salicaceae.
AAAGUCACUUAUGUUAGAGCCUUCUCAUGGACUCUUAACAAUAUUUACUUUGCUUUAAGGCUAUAUAGUGUCAUAUAUUCUCAAUUUUUUCUAAGUGGGUUCUUGUUCUAACCCAAAGUUUUUUUGUUUUUGUUUUUAUCUUAUCAUUAAAAUUUAUAUGACACUGUAUGGCCAAAGGUAGGAGACUAACUGCAAGCCGCAGUGAAAGAUUGCUAGGAAGUAGUUAUAGCUAUGGUAGCGGCCAUGGACCGAUGGUGAAUGACGUGUCGGAACUAGGCGAGGAAGAUGUGUGGUCGAUGGUGGAUGACACGGCUGAUCGGAAUGACCGUGGUGUUCAUAAUUCCAACUGGAGUCCACGCACUGAUCUUGAAAAUAGUUUUGACAACAUGUCUAUUAGCAGCGGCCGCCGUAGGAUCCCAAGAGAUGACCGCCACAUGGGUGGGUUAUCAUUGGCCUUUGAAGAUUCUUCUUCUGGCAAAAACAAAAUAGCUUCCUCGAGAAUUGUGCACCAGUUUCGUGGAAAUGACCUGGUGGCAUCGCAAUCUCCCCGCAACAUGGCCACGUCAGCUCCCGUGAACGUGCCCGAUUGGAGCAAGAUUUAUCGAGUCAACUCGGUCGAAUCAUGCAAUGACUCCGAUGAUGGGCUGGAUGACCAGGAGUCCGAGAUGGUUCCCCCGCAUGAGUACUUGGCACGUGAGUAUGCACAGAGUCAAAAGAUGGGUGGCGCCUCCGUGGUUGAGGGUGUGGGCCGGACGCUUAAGGGCCGAGACAUGAGUCGCGUGCGCGACGCGGUGUGGAGCCAAACUGGGUUUUAUGGCUGAUCGUUUUGCAGAUAUAUGGAAAUCAAAGUUCUUGUUACUAUUUUUUUUUUUUUAAGAAAAAAAUUGCUUAUGAUUUUUUCUUGGGCAAUGAUUCAGCCGAGUUGAUUCGGCUUUGAAAUGAGUCAACUCAGUAGCUAGUGAGCUCGAGCAUGAUUCUGAAUGAUGGAUGAUGUAAGACUGUCAUUGCUUCUACUUGUCAUUUGAUUGGAAUUUGUACCCAUUUAUUGCUAAGUGGUAAUUUGGUAAUUUCAGUCAACAA